Scheffersomyces amazonensis is the source of this 2579-nucleotide messenger RNA. RefSeq lists its product as uncharacterized. Lineage: Eukaryota; Fungi; Ascomycota; Pichiomycetes; Serinales; Debaryomycetaceae. Gene Ontology annotation, biological process: intracellular protein transport; endoplasmic reticulum to Golgi vesicle-mediated transport; COPII-coated vesicle cargo loading. Gene Ontology annotation, molecular function: GTPase activator activity; zinc ion binding. The coding region runs from base 42 to 2483 and encodes 813 amino acids. Gene Ontology annotation, cellular component: COPII vesicle coat; endoplasmic reticulum exit site. The transcript has a single exon. The record is from RefSeq and is a predicted model, not a curated record.
ACUAACUAACUAACUAUUUAGCUAGCCAGGUAUCCGGUGCCAUGUCGGGGUUUGAAGCACGAGAAGAACAAGAUGGUGUAAGAUUAUCAUGGAAUACCGUACCCAAAUCGAAAUUUCAACAUCAACGGAAUAUCCUUCCCUUAGGAGCCAUGUAUACUCCAUUAAAUAAUAAGAGUGAAAUUCAAUUAUUACCCCAAGAUUUAAUAUUAACAUGUUUUCAAUGCUUUGCCAUAUUAAAUCCUUAUUCUUAUGUAUCUAAUAAUAACUUUUGGACUUGUCCAUUUUGUUCAUUCACUAAUCAAUUACCUCCCAAUUUUCAAACUUUACCUCCUAGUUUAAGUUUUGAAAAUACUACGGUGGAAUAUCUUACUGGUAAAGUUAAUUCUUUACCACCGAUUUUCUUUUAUGUGGUAGAUACUUGUUUUGAAGAUGAAGAUAUAACCGAUGCAUUUGAAUCGUUAAAAGAUUCAUUAAUUAUAUCUUUAAGUCUUUUACCAGAAAAUGCAUUAGUUGGAUUUAUAUCAUUUGGUAAACAUAUUCAAGUUCAUGAUUUAAUUAGUAAUGAUUUAAAAUCUUUUACAUUUAAUGGUAAUAAACAUUAUACUCUUGAUCAAAUAUCUAAAUCUUUAGGGUUAUUAGCUCAAGGUUUAACUUCAUCAUCUCCUUAUAAUCAACAAUCAAAUGCUGAUAAAAUAAUUGGAGCUAUUGGUAAAAGAUUUAUUCAACCAGUAAGUAUUGUAGAAUAUCAAUUAACUAAUAUAAUUCAAAAUUUAGUACCAAAUUCAUUUCCUCACCCAAAGAAUAAACAAAGACCUGAAAGAGCUACUGGUAGUGCUCUUAAUAUUGCAUCAUUAUUAUUAAAAUCAAUAUUAGGUGAUCAUAUAACAACCACUGGUGGUCAUAUACUUUGCUUUAUUGGAGGUAUGACAACUUAUGGACCGGGGAAAAUAGUUAAUAAAUUAUUAAAAGAACCUUUAAGAUCUCAUCAUGAUAUUGAUAAAUUAGAACAUUCAACUUUACCUCAAGCUCCAACUAGUGGACCAUCAAAGACUAAAGCUGAUAUUUCAUUAUUUAAACCAGCCAAAAAAUUUUAUCAUGAUAUUACAAAAUCUUUAGUAUCAUUAGGUUUAAGUUGUAAUUUUUUUAUUGGAAGUUAUAAUCAAGUUGGAUUAUUUGAAAUGGAUGAAGUUUGUUAUAAAACUGGUGGUACAGUUGUUAUGAGUGAUUCAUUUAAUACGGCAAUUUUUAAACAAAGUUUUAUAAAAUUCUUUAAAAAACAAUCUGAAGAUUCGGAUUUCUUAGAUAUGGGAUUUAAUGCUACAUUAGAAGUUAAAUGUAGUGUUGAUUUAAAAAUUCAAGGAUUAAUUGGUAAUGCAACAGCUUUACCACUUGUUAGAUCAACUGAUGGCAAAUAUUUAUCAACUUAUGUUAUAGGAGAAAGUGGAACUAAUUGUUGGAAAUUAUGUAAUGUAAAUCCUCAAUCAUCUUAUGCAAUCUAUUUUGAUAAAGUUAAUUCAAAUGCUCUUGAAACAACUUAUAUACAAUUUUUAUUUCAUUAUCAACAUCCUUCGGGAGAAAUGAGAUUAAGAGUUACUACUAUUCCCAUAAGUGUUGUAGCUGAUACUGAUAUGUUAUCUAUAGGUAGAGGGUUUGAUCAAGAAGCAGCAUUAGUUAUUGUUGCAAGAGAAGCUAUAAAUAAAUUACAACCUAAUAAUUUUGAUGGAACUAAAGAUAUUAAAACUACUACAUCACAAAAGGCACAAACUAUUUUAAAGAAUCUCGAUAAAAUGUUAAUUGAUUUCUGUGCAAGAUUUGCUCAAUAUCAAGCAGGAAUAUUAGAAUCAUUUAGAUUAUCUACUUUAUAUUCUAUGUUUCCUCAAUUUAUUUAUCAUUUAAGAAGAUCCCAAUUUAUUAAUGUAUUUGGGAAUUCACCUGAUGAAACAGCUUAUAUUAGACAUGUAUUUAUGCAUGAAGAUGUUAAUAAUUCUUUACUUAUGGUUCAACCAUUAUUAUUAAGUUAUGAUAUAGAUACUUUUGGAUCAAUUAAUGAAUCAACAGGAGAAAUUAAUAAUGAACCAACGGUAGCUUUAUUAGAUUCGGCAUCCUUAGGAAAUUCUAAAAUCUUAUUAUUAGAUACUUUCUUUCAAAUAUUAAUUCAUCAUGGAUCUACCGUAGCUGAAUGGAGAAAAGCUGGUUAUCAAGAUCAACCAGAAUAUGAACAUUUUAAAGAAUUCUUAGAAGCUCCUAAAAAGGAAGCUAUGAUAAUUUUAAUGGAUAGAUUCCCAUUACCAAGAUUUAUUGAUUGUGAUGAAGGAGGUUCUCAAGCGAGAUUUCUUAUGGCUAAAUUAAAUCCUUCAACUAGUUAUGCAACCAAUGCUAAUCAUUUAUUAGGGUAUGGUAAUAGAUUUGAUGUACUUACUGAUGAUACUAGUUUACAACUGUAUAUGACUCAUGUUCAGAAGAAUGUUAUAUCUUUGAAAUAGUAUUACUACUAAUAGCUAAUAGUUAAUAGAGAAUUAAUAUAAUAUAAUUUAAUUUAAUUUAAUUUAAUUUAAUUUAAUUUAAUUUAAUUUAAUUUA